AUGGCUCCUCGAACGAGAUCCGAUGAACAACAAGAAGAACUGUGCCAAACUUUGGAAAAUUUCACUGCUGGUCUCUAUGAUGCGUUACAACACGCUAUCGAAAACGCAUUAACAACGUUACUUCCACACAAUCCUCUAGCCAACAACAACAACACUCAAUGGUGGGAAACAGGGUUCAAGUUAGAUAUUCCAGAAUUUGCAAGUGGUCUAAAAGCAGAAGAGUUUCUCGAUUGGCUGCAUAUGGUGGAAGAAGUUUUGGAAUUUAAGAACGUUCCUCAUGAUGUUCGUGUAUCAUUGGUGGCCACACGAUUCAAGGGUCGCGCUAUGGCUUGGUGGUCUCAAUUUAAAGAGUCUCGACGACGUUCGGGGAAAUCUAAAAUUGAGUCAUGGGAGAAAUUUAAAAAACACAUGCGUCGAAGUUUCCUUCCAUACAACUAUGAGCGAACCUUGUAUACUAAAUUUCAGAAUUUGCGUCAAGGUACCCGGACGGUGGAUGAGUACGCAACAGAUUUCUUUGAGAUGAUGGCACGAGCAACACUUUCAGAAACAGAGGAUCAGCUUGUGUCUCGUUUCAUUGGUGGUCUUCGGUCUCAACUACAUAUUCCUCUUCAGCAAUUUAACCCGCUCUUAGUUUCUAAGGUAUCGAUUGACAGUGCCAAUCCUCAAGCUUCUAACACAACAGUUUCACAACCUCCCUUUGCAAAACCAGGCGUGCCAGCAGAUUCUAUAGCACCUUCACGACAGCCUCGUACCGGUGCUCUUGGUUGUUUUAGCUGUGGCGAAUCCGGGCAUCGACAAACGGCUUGUCUGAAUCAGGGUCGUCGUAGUUUGCUUGCACAAGACACUAAUUUUUCGGACGAACCUCGUUAUGAUGAUUAUCUUUCAGACUCCAACCACGACCAAGAUGACGCUUGUAUUGCAGGCGACACUGGCCCUCCAACCCAGUUAUUAGUAAUUAGGCGUAAUUGCCUAGCACCACGGUCACUACAGGAGUCUUGGCUCCGUACAUCUCUGUUUCGUACAACUUGCACAAUUAAUGGUAAAAUUUGCAAACUUGUCAUUGAUUCCGGAAGUUGUACCAAUGCAAUUGCAGAAGAAGCUACGCGCAAACUCGGGAUUCAACCUUUUCCUCAUCCAGCUCCUUAUCAACUCGCAUGGCUUAAUAAUGGUUCUGACAUUUGGGUCUCCAAGCAAGCGUUGGUUUUUUUCUCUGUUGGUGUUUAUAAAGAUUCUUUGACUUGUGAUGUUGUCCCUAUGGACGCAUGUCACCUUCUGUUGGGAAGUCCGUGGGAAUACGAUCGUGAUGCUACACAUCGCGGUAAGAGUAAUACUUAUAGUUUUGUGUUUGAUGACAGGACAAUUACCUUACUUCCAUCUAAGGAAACCACAGACCCUAGUCUGCCCUCUCAACUGCCCGGCACGAAUAAAAUUUCUACUCCGUCUAAAGCCUUAUUGACUCUUCCCAAGGCUGCUUUUGAGAAGCAUGUAGGUGAAACUGAUUGUAUUUGGGCAUUAGUUUCAGCUCCGGUUUUCCACUCUAGUUCUGGCCCGUUACCAACCGCUUUUGAGGACUUGUUGAGUACGUUUCAAGAUGUUAUUCCAAAGGAUUUACCCACAGGUUUACCACCUUUACGGGACAUUCAACACCAUAUUGAUCUCGUCCCUAAUGCAGUCCUUCCUAAUCGCCCACACUAUCGAAUGAGUCCUCACGAGCAUGAAGAACUACGACGUCAAGUGGAAGAACUCAUUUGCAAAGGUCAUAUUAGAGAAAGUAUGAGUCCUACCGCUGUCCCGGAGUUGCUUAUUCCAAAGAAAGACAGCUCUUGGCGGAUGAUCCUCUUUGUGUGGACGGCUGAAGCUAAUGAGGCAUUUGAGACUAUCAAAGCCAAGCUAGUGUCUGCUCAAAUCUUGGCUCUCCCUGAUUUUACUGUGGUGUUUGAGUUGCAUUGUGAUGCUUGUAAACUUGGCAUUGGAGCUGUUCUUAGUCAACGGGGAAGACCGGUGGCGUUUUAUAGUGAGAAAAUUGCCGGCUCUCGCGGACGUUAUAGCACUUAUGAUGUUGAGUUAUAUGUGAUUGUUCAGUUUAACGGAUCUUAUGAACAUGAUUCUUUCUUUGGUCAAGUGUUGAGUGAUCUGAAGGCAGGUCUUCGUUCGGAGUAUGUUCUUCAUAACGGUUUUGUGUUUCUUCAUAACCGGUUGUGUGUCCCAGAUUGUAGUUUGCGCCUCCAACUCAUCACAGAAUUGCAUAGUGAAGGCCACAUCGGUCGUGAUCGUACCCUUCAGUUGGUUGCGGAGUCAUAUUUUUGGCCGUCUCUUCUUCGUGAUGUAGCUCGUCAUGUGGAACGUUGUGUGGUUUGUCAAAAGUCUAAGGGACACGCUUCUAACAGUGGGUUGUAUAUGCCUCUUCCAAUUCGAGCGCAGCCAUGGACGGACAUAAGCAUGGACUUUGUUUUGGGUUUGCCUCGAACCCAACGCGGCAAUGAUUCUAUAUUUGUUGUGGUUGAUCGCUUUUCCAAGAUGGUGCAUUUCAUUCCGUGUAGGAAGACGACCGAUGCGGUUUCAGUGGCUUUGUUGUUCUUCCGUGAGAUAUAUCGUCUUCAUGGUCUUCCGUUAUCUAUUGUCCAUGAUAACCUCCAAGUUGCUUCAGCUAAAUACAAGGCAGAUGCAGAUCGUCAUCGUCGUCAUGUUACUUUUAGUUCAGGUGAUUUGGUAUGGGCUGUUUUGACUAAGGAUCGUUUCUCCCCCGGAACAUACAACAAGCUCAAAGCACGAAAGAUUGGUCUAUUGAAGGUUUUGGAGAGGAUAAAUGCCAACGCAUGCCGUGUUCAGCUUCCUACAGAUGUGUGUUGUUCCGAUGUCUUCAAUGUGAAACAUUUGGUUCCAUUUGUGGCACACGAUGAGCACGAAGAUUCAGGGACAAAUCUUUUUCUACCCCGGGUGACCUGA
Capsella rubella is the source of this 2946-nucleotide messenger RNA. RefSeq lists its product as uncharacterized. The transcript is spliced from 6 exons. NCBI's taxonomy places the organism in Eukaryota, Viridiplantae, Streptophyta, Magnoliopsida, Brassicales, Brassicaceae. The record is from RefSeq and is a predicted model, not a curated record. Gene Ontology annotation, biological process: DNA integration. Gene Ontology annotation, molecular function: zinc ion binding; nucleic acid binding. The coding region runs from base 1 to 2946 and encodes 981 amino acids.